AUGCUGCGAGCAAGUCGACGCUUGUUUGCGGCAGAAGUGCCGAAAACCUUAGAUCCACCGACCCAGACAUACCCGUUGGUCUACGGGCGUGUGGAGGAAACAGUGAUGUCCCCAUACAAGGGUGGACCAGUUUACCUCUGGCUGCGCUCAACCAUCGUGUGGCUGCGCCGAGUUCCAGGCCGCCACUGGAUCCGAUGGAUUGAGCGCAAUUGGGAUUACCAGAAGAUGUGCAUGAUGGGUAUGCCAGAGCUUCACAUCGACCCGACAAAGAAUCGCUGGCGCUACUACAUCGACACAAGCUACUACGGCGGGAUGCUCGACAAGUCGCACGAGGACUUCUACCGCUACAUCAUGAUGUACCCCACCUUGGCCUUCUUCUUCCACUGUGUCUGGUGUCGCAUCAAGGACAACGACAAGGACAACUUCCUCGCGAAGUGGCGAGUGCCUGCGGACGAAGCCUGA
This is a messenger RNA of Symbiodinium sp. CCMP2456, 462 nucleotides long. Lineage: Eukaryota; Dinophyceae; Suessiales; Symbiodiniaceae. The record is from the annotation of a GenBank genome assembly.